AUCAUCGCCGAGGGAGCGAACGGUCCGACCACGCCGGAAGCCGACCGCAUCUUCCUGGACAGAAACAUCAUGGUGAUCCCGGACAUGUACCUGAACGCCGGCGGUGUGACCGUUUCGUACUUCGAGUGGUUGAAGAAUCUGAAUCACGUCAGCUACGGUCGACUCACCUUCAAAUACGAGCGCGACUCCAACUACCACCUGCUCAUGUCGGUCCAGGAGAGUUUAGAGAGGAAGUUUGGGAAACAUGGCGGCGCCAUUCCCAUCGUCCCCACCUCUGAGUUCCAGGCCAGGGUCGCUGGAGCGUCUGAGAAGGACAUCGUUCACUCAGGUCUGGCGUACACCAUGGAGCGCUCUGCCAGGCAAAUCAUGCGGACGGCCAACAAGUACAACCUGGGAUUGGACCUGCGGACGGCGGCGUACGUCAACGCCAUCGAGAAGGUGUUCCAGGUUUACAACGAGGCCGGCCUCACCUUCACAUAGAGACGCCUGCCUGUCUCUUGUCUGUCCGUCUGUCUGUCGGUUGUCCAUCGCCUCUGCAGGACACUUUGCAUACAGCAGCUGUGCGGAUCAAGAGUCUGACAGUUUGUCUCUGACGCUCCUCUGAAUCACAUAUCAGCUCAAAUACACCUGCAGAGAAAUAAAUAAAUAUAAAUAUA
Molecule: messenger RNA, 656 nt
Organism: Micropterus dolomieu (smallmouth bass)
Lineage: Eukaryota; Metazoa; Chordata; Actinopteri; Centrarchiformes; Centrarchidae
Product: glutamate dehydrogenase, mitochondrial-like
Biological process (GO): L-glutamate catabolic process
Cellular component (GO): mitochondrion
Molecular function (GO): L-glutamate dehydrogenase (NAD+) activity
Source: RefSeq, a predicted model, not a curated record